CGCCGGCGCAGGGCGCAGCCCCGGGGCGGAGCUGUCGGCAGCGCCGGGGAGGAGGCGCCGCAGGCGGAGAAGAACCGGGGCUGGCGGGGGCAGCGCGGCGCGGGCGGCGGGGACGCACUGAGGGAGCUGCGAGAGUUGAGGGUGGCCGGGAUCGCUAUCUCCUCUGCCUGUCCGGCUUCCUUCCGACCCCGUGCACCUCUCUCUCUCUCCUGCACGAAAUUUCUGUGGGAGAAAAUGGAUUUCCUGAGUUUGCUGCUUCUUUUCUUCUCGGCAGUGGCUGUGAGCAGAGCUCAGGUGCAGCAGGAGACGGUGGCAGAGACCAGCGAGGGCACCGAAAUCAACAUCACCUGCUCACACCCCAACAUACAGUCAGACGAGUACAUCUACUGGUACCGUCAGCUCCCGGGCCGAGGACCCGCAUUCCUCGUCAGCACCGUUAAAGUCUCCAAGGAAGUGCCGGACCCGGAGGGGCGGCUGUGGGUGUCGGAAGACCGCCGCUCCAGCGCCCUGUGUCUCACCCGGCCCCGGCUCGGCGACGCGGCGGUGUAUUACUGCGCCGUGAACCCACGGGAAGCGAAGCCGGGGCUGCGGCCGGGCACGAACCGCUUAGGGCGGGUCGGGGGCACAGUGCCGUCCGGGCCCGCAGGGGGCGCUGCCUGCAUGGCCGCCAAACUCCAUCCUGACCAGGGUGCAUCUCCCUGAGAGAAACGAGCACGGCACCCGCAGCAGUGAUUUACUGAGGCCAAUGUGAGACAGACACAUCUGUAUUUCAGGUGAGCAAGAUGGCAUAAAUGACUAUGCAAGCUCUGUUGUGCAGCACGGAGCCCUCCUCACAGUUCUGCCAUGUCUGCUAUCCUUGCUUGCUUCCCCGGUGCCACACUGAUGAGAACAGGAGGAGCCCUGUUUCUACGAGACAGCAAUGUGGCUUAUACCCACGCCAUUCCACACAAUUGUAUCUUUUUCCAUAAGCUGAGCAGUGGUGGUGUUCUGGCUUUAAAUAACUACUGGUCUUAGCUGUGGGCAGAAACAUUGCAAGGCAAAGGCUAAUAGUCCCCUGUUCUGCCAUAGACAGAGAGAUCUUGUUCUGCAACGGACAGUGCCCAAGAGAGCAGCCUCUGCAGUGUGUCACAACCUCCCAUUCUUC
Messenger RNA from Meleagris gallopavo (turkey), 1144 nucleotides. The record is from RefSeq and is a predicted model, not a curated record. Lineage: Eukaryota; Metazoa; Chordata; Aves; Galliformes; Phasianidae.